This is a messenger RNA of Malania oleifera, 1251 nucleotides long. RefSeq lists its product as uncharacterized. Bases 100 to 921 code for a protein of 273 amino acids. NCBI's taxonomy places the organism in Eukaryota, Viridiplantae, Streptophyta, Magnoliopsida, Santalales, Ximeniaceae. Gene Ontology annotation, cellular component: endoplasmic reticulum; membrane. Gene Ontology annotation, biological process: lipid homeostasis. The transcript is spliced from 8 exons. The record is from RefSeq and is a predicted model, not a curated record.
AUGGGAAAAUGAAGAAAGAAACAAAUAGUCAAAGAAAAAAAAGCAAUAAAAAGAUGUUCUUUAAUUGAAUACAUGGCCUGAGAUUGCAUCUUGAUUGCAAUGUCGAGAGGGACAGUUAUGGCUAUCAAGUCUUACCAAAAUCAGGCUAGGACCCUUGUAAAGAACUACUUACUUGCAGAUUCAUUAAUUCCAUAUACUUCAAUCUUUGCUGGCAUAUUCAUUUGCAAAAUUGUCUAUGAUCUUACCCAGUUAAUCAGUACAUUUUACUUUAAAAGUUAUUCCAGCCUUACCAAAAUUCAACGAAUUGAGUGGAAUAAUCGUGGCAUCUCUACUGUUCAUGCCAUCUUUAUAUCUGCUACAUCGUUAUACUUUGUGUUCUGGUCAGAUCUGUAUUCUGAUCACUGGCUGGCUGGCUUUGUCACAUUUCGAAGCUCACCACUCUCUGCUUUUACCUUAGGGGUUUCUGUUGGAUAUUUUCUUGCGGACCUUGGCAUGAUUUGUUGGCUAUAUCCUUCUUUAGGCGGAUUAGAGUAUGUUAUCCAUCACUCGCUAUCUGCAACUGCAGUAGCAUAUGCUUUGUUUUCUGGGGAAGGACAGCUUUACACAUUUAUGGUCCUUAUCUCUGAGGUGACAACACCAGAGAUAAAUAUCCGAUGGUAUCUUGAUAUGGCUGGUUUAAAGCGGUCCAGUGCUUAUCUCAUUAAUGGUGUUGUGAUAUUUUUUGCUUGGCUGGUUGCAAGAAUUCUGCUGUUCAUGUACAUGUUUUACCACGUCUAUUUACACUAUGAUCAGGUGAUCCAGAUGCACAUCUUUGGUUAUCUCUUGGUGUUUGUGGUGCCAUCGGUGCUGGCCAUCAUGAACUUAAUGUGGUUUGGGAAGAUUAUCAGGGGACUCAAGAAGACUUUGGCCAAGAGACCUUAACAGUUGUUACGAAGACAGACUUGGAAGGAGUAAUAUUUGGUUUUAGUGUUGGCGUCCAUUUACGGUUUCCUUCUUCACUUUUCUAGGUGAACAAAACACACUACUCACCAUGCAAAUACGAAUCAGGACACUACUAACCAUAUGCAAAUACGGAUCUCAUCACAUUGCUGAUGUUAAUGGGAAUCCCGUUGUGUUGUAAUUGCUUCAUGUUGCUUCAGUCUUGUUUCGUCUUUGUUUCUGUGUUUUUUUUUUUUUGUUCUAUUUUAAAAUUCUUCUUUAUUCUUUAAUAACAUGACUAGUAGUAAUAAUGCAGUAGAUUCAUUACCACCA